Paramacrobiotus metropolitanus is the source of this 1339-nucleotide messenger RNA. RefSeq lists its product as uncharacterized. Gene Ontology annotation, molecular function: protein binding. The coding region runs from base 155 to 1183 and encodes 342 amino acids. Lineage: Eukaryota; Metazoa; Tardigrada; Eutardigrada; Parachela; Macrobiotidae. The transcript has 3 exons. The record is from RefSeq and is a predicted model, not a curated record.
GGUCCGAUUGAUUUCCUCGCCGGAUCAACCCGAAAGAACGCGCCUUCAACCGGGACAUUUCCUUAUUGGAACAUGUGAAGUGCCGGUUGACUACUGGACUCUGGAUCGUUCCUUUGCGACCAGAUUACUCCACGAGAUUGAGGAAGAAUAUUGUAUGCUAUUUUUCUCCAUUCUAAGCCAGAAGAUGGACUACGUGCACUUGCGCACAAGGGUUCCCGUCACGUCAUCUGAAAUCGUAGAAAUGUUCCAUCGGAAAAGACAGCGAUGUUUCGGAAAUCGUCGUUUCGAUGAUUCGGGAAAUCCGGAAGAUGAUGAACCAAAGCGGAAAACGCCGGGCGGCGAGAUGGGGCGCGCUUUGGCGUUGCCUGUGGAGGUGCUGAAGGAGGUCUUCUUUUCACUGGACACCGUCGAUCGACAGCGCUGCCGGCGCACCUGUCAACUGUGGGAAACCCUUCUCACUUCGGCGGAGCUGUGCAGAGAUGUUCACGCUUCAUGUAUCCAUCGCGCCUUUUCACCGCAUUUGGCGAAGAAAUGGAACGGUAAUUAUGUCGUAUACAACUGUCUCUUCAAGUACAUUUCUCGGGAUACGGAAACCGUCUGCAUCCACGACACCGAUGUGAACUGCAGCAAUUAUAGCGAUUUGAGUAAGGUCGAUGAGGCCUUGAAGUUGAUUAAACAUGCGGCCGACAAAGCCGGUAUCCGUGUUCAGCGUAUAAUUAUGCACCGCUGCUCGCUGACGAUCGACUAUCCGUUGAUAUUGAAACAUGGAUUUUCCACGAUGGCCGCGCUGCGUUCUAGCCUGUCGACUGUCUGUGACCGUCUGAUCUGGAAAGAUCAGUCCUUGCAGCAAAGAGAGGAGAGCGGGGCGACGAUACUUCUCGAAUUUCGUAUUCCUUUUGAGGUUUUUAUCUUAAGCAAUGCAGACGAAGCGCAGAUCUGGGAAGUGGCGGAGAAGCAUCUGCUCUGCAGCGGACCGGCGCUGGAUAUGGAGCGCAUUGCACAGUAUAUUGCCAAAGGCCACUUUGCGCACAUCCAAGCGAUUCUACAAGCAUAUGAAGGAACUGACCCGCGUUCCUCAGCGUACAGCCACGGAGUAUUGAUGACGGAGGACGACAUCGCCAACGUGGACGUACGCAAGCUGAACAAGUUGUGCUUGCAUGCCCUCUGGUACUAUGUGAAAUAACGACGUUUGGUCCUACGGUACCUUUUUGUUCUUGUACUGGAGCGGCUUAAUUCGAACUUGUUUUUCGUUUUUUAAGUACAUACGACUACAAAAUUUAAUUAACGCCGAACAAAGCUAACUAGGCAUUACUAAUAAUCUCGCCAAACUGACUGGAAA